UCUAUACUUGAUAGAAAUGCUCAUGUAUCUAAGUUUAUUGGGUUCGGAUCCUAAAUGGGUUCAAUCCGACGACAGUCCGACAUCCACACCCUAAGAAUCCGGGCACAAUUGGUUGGUCUGACGGACAACCGCCUAUAAAGCUAUGUAGAGAACAAAAUAAUAAUAACAAAAGCCAAGCCAGCGAAGCGAUGCGCAUCAGUAAAAGCGCCCCUCCGCAGGCGAAUCAGCCGCGGAAACACGGAGCCGCCCGCUCAACCCCAAGACUAUGGAGCACCUUCCUCGCCAGUCCCAGGCGGUAACCAGAUCACCCCCUUUCCUCGAGGACCUUAAACUCUAAGGUCGAGUUACGUAACCCCUGGUCACCCUUAUAUAUUCACCCACCAUUUCCACACACCCCCCUUCGCCCCCUUCACACCUCUUCUCUCUUGCCGCUCACGUCUCCAACGGCACCCAAAAAAAUAAAGGGGAAAACCGUAAGAAAUUGCAGAGAAAAGGAAAGGGAAAAAAGGGGAAAAUAGCUAACCUUCGAGUAGAAGAGGAGCGCCGUGAUAGAUCGGGCGGUGGAUGAGAGAUCGGCAGAGAUGAGCUGCAACGGAUGCAGAGUUUUACGCAAGGGCUGCAGCGACUCCUGCUUUCUGCGGCCUUGCCUCCAGUGGAUCGACUUCCCCGAGGCUCAGGCCCACGCCACCGUCUUCGUCGCCAAGUUCUUCGGUCGCGCCGGCCUCAUGUCCUUCAUCUCCGGCGUUCCCCCCUCUCAGCGCCCCGCUUUGUUCAAGUCUUUGCUGUUCGAGGCGUGCGGGCGAACUAUCAACCCGGUGAACGGCGCCGUGGGCUUGAUGUGGACCGGCAAUUGGCAUCUCUGCCAGGCGGCGGUAGAGACGGUUCUCCGCGGCGGCACGCUCAGCACACUUCGUGGUCUCGCCGCCGAGGACCACAGCGACGACGCGCCGCCGGAGUCCGACGGCCUCUGCUCCCCGCCGUUGAUGGGGUUCUCCUCCUCCGCGGCCGAGCGGUGGAAGGUGCCUGCCCCAUACGACGCGGCGGCAGCGUUGUCAUGCGAUCUAGACCUGUGUCUGACCCCUUCCCCCGGCGACGGGAGUGAGGAGAAGCGAAGCUGGCGCCCGGCGACGCCGUCGAUCAACUCAGAAGGAUCGGUGACGACGAGCGGCGGAGGCGACGGUUCCACCGCCGAGCCAAGGCUUCUCAACCUCUUCGUUUGAUGGCCUGGUCCCGUUGGUUACGCGUGCGGUUCUUCUAAUUUUAGUGCCUGCGAAAGUUUUUGGGUGCUGUUUGAGGCCGGCAAUCUUUCGAAUUAAUAUUUCCUUGUCAA
Musa acuminata AAA Group (dessert banana) is the source of this 1330-nucleotide messenger RNA. RefSeq names its product LOB domain-containing protein 38-like. Lineage: Eukaryota; Viridiplantae; Streptophyta; Magnoliopsida; Zingiberales; Musaceae. The transcript has 2 exons. Gene Ontology annotation, biological process: regulation of gene expression. Bases 582 to 1220 code for a protein of 212 amino acids. The record is from RefSeq and is a predicted model, not a curated record.